GGCUUAUUGACACGAAACAAUAGAGUAAAUGAUGAUGGAGAAUAAAAGGAGACCCGUCUUCCUUGAUCAAAGCAGCCUCAUGGGUUUGACGCAAAAACGACCGAAGAUUGAGGUGCCUCUCUCUGCCAAGGAAAAGAAAGAGAAGGUUAGCGAACGAAUUUCAGCUCUUCAACAACUUGUCUCACCGUAUGGAAAGACAGAUACAGCAUCGGUUCUUCUAGAGGCAAUGGAAUACAUAAGAUUCCUUCAAGAGCAAGUUAAGGUAUUGAGUGCACCGUACUUGUAUAGCACACCGACGACUAAUACACAGGAAGUCAAGCCACCUAACCUUAAAAGCAAAGGCUUAUGUCUCGUGCCAAUUUCGUUUACUGAUGGAGUUGCCAGUAGCAAUGGCGCUGAUAUUUGGGCCCCGAUAAAGACAAGUUCCCCGACUUCAAGAAGACCGAUAUCAGACGAAGCUUCAGUGAUAACUUACAGUUGAGGGAUGGUUUCUGCUUAGAUGGUCACAAAUGGUUUUUAACAAGUGGGUGGCGUUUUGAGAUGUUGAAUCAUGUUUGAUAUUCUAGCAAAUUGCGAACAUUUCUUAUGAUACGAGGUGCCAAUGUUUGUACAUAACGAAGUUGUAAAUUGAUAAUAACUUCCAUUAGUCAUAUUACAAUGUGAUGAAGAAUCACAUUUCAACUUCAGUGAGAAAAAUAAAGCCUUGUAGCUGGAGAUUAUCUCCAUUUUGAAAUCAUCA
Molecule: messenger RNA, 739 nt
Organism: Olea europaea var. sylvestris
Lineage: Eukaryota; Viridiplantae; Streptophyta; Magnoliopsida; Lamiales; Oleaceae
Product: transcription factor bHLH154-like
Exons: 5
Coding region: 29-481 (150 amino acids)
Biological process (GO): regulation of transcription by RNA polymerase II
Cellular component (GO): nucleus
Molecular function (GO): RNA polymerase II cis-regulatory region sequence-specific DNA binding; protein dimerization activity; DNA-binding transcription factor activity, RNA polymerase II-specific
Source: RefSeq, a predicted model, not a curated record